This is a messenger RNA of Antechinus flavipes (yellow-footed antechinus), 2276 nucleotides long. Its product is annotated as E3 ubiquitin-protein ligase TRIM4-like. The transcript has 2 exons. The coding region runs from base 110 to 571 and encodes 153 amino acids. Lineage: Eukaryota; Metazoa; Chordata; Mammalia; Dasyuromorphia; Dasyuridae. The record is from RefSeq and is a predicted model, not a curated record. Gene Ontology annotation, molecular function: zinc ion binding.
UCUUGUUCCGGGGCAAAUAAAGCUUCUGAGAAGCUGAAACUGCCUCAUUUCUCAGAGGACACACUUCUCUGGAGGCUGAGCUUGUAGAGCUGAGAAGGCCGACUUUGAGAUGGCUCAUGUUGAGAACAAGCAAAAGGAGCAAGAACAAGGAGCUGAGAAAACAGGCCUCGUAAGGAGGCUGGAGAAAGAUCCCCAAUUCGAUAAAGGAGCUAUGAAUGCCAGGAGGUUGAAUGACGGCUUCCAGAACCUCCUAACCUGCCCAGUCUGCAGCAAUUGUUUCCAUGAUCCCGUCACCGUGUUCUCCGGAAACACCAUCUGUAGAAACUGCGUGCCGCAUGGAUUCCCAAAUGCGUGCGUCAACUGGCGGAUGAAGAGCGUGGUGAAUCUGUUCCACUUGCUGAAACCAAGGCUAGCAGAGCUCCCGGUGGUCUCGGAGCCGCGCUGCCCUGAGCACGGUGAGCCCUUCACCCUCUUGUGUCUGGAAGACAAUCAAAGAAUCUGCCAAGUCUGCAAGUUCAGCAGCCUUCACCGCUCCCACACCCUGAGCCAAAUACUAGAGCCUGACCAGUGAAGGGAGGUCAGACAGCCAAGUCAGCUUUCAGGGAGGGGUAAAUCAGCUGGAGGAACCUACGCGGUGGCUCACGGGAGCACGGGCUCUGGGGCUCCCUGGAUGAAGGGAUCUCCUCAUUGUGCCCCACUCGGGAGCCCGGGCUGUUCUUGGGGCACACGGGGCAUUCAUCUCUCUCCCAGCUACUGGGCAUCCUCUCUGAGCUGCACCUGGCAGGCCCCUCUCUGGGAAGGCUUCCUGAAAUUUCCUCCCUCUCUCCUACAUCCCUUCAGUUACCUGAGUCAAUAUUGGAUCACCCCAAAACCAACCCCCGCGAGGGCAGCAGCUCUGCAGGAACCUGCACCCUCACGACCCCAGCCCGGGGUUUCCUUUUUUAGAGACUGCGCAUUUGAAUCCAGGGGGUUUUUGUCCCCCAAGUUUCCUCUGAAGAAGAGAGUACGAUCUUUUUCCAGUUGUGGGUGGGGAGAACAUGGACGCCCACCCUUCCGUGGUCCCCUCCAUCGGCCGCCUUCCUGGAAAACAAAACCCACUUGACUGGACGCUGUCACAAGGAACAUAGAAUGCGCAUUGGAAGAAAUCCCCAAACGGUUGCCACUGACCAAGUCUGAAAUCCUGCUACCCGACUGCCACCUGCUGGCCGCUCUGGUUACUGCCUUGAAAACGUGCUCAUUUUAUAAAGUUUCUUCUCUGACCUAUUGGGCGCUGAGCCGGGUAGUUCCAGCCAGAUGGCCAUGAAUGCCUCCGAUAAGGAAGUAGGGCAUUAAGCGGGAGGGCAAGGACUUGGCUGGUAGGGACCGGGGGUGAUCGCACAGAGCAUCCGGGAAGCUGGAGUCGGUGCCUUUGUCGGGGGCAAAUUAGACCCUCCUGCUGUCCCCUCUGGAACCUAGAACCCUGCUUUCCCAAGGACUAUUGGCUUUUUCCAAACAACUUGCACGCCCUGCUUUCUUCUGUGCCCUAGACCCCAGCUUCUUAAAUUGAGGGUCCCAGCCCCAAAUAGGGCCUUGUAACUGAAUGGGGUGGGGUGGGUUUUUUUUGGGGGGGGGUUGUUGUUUUUUAGCAAAAUUAUGAUUUGUUUUCAGCAAAUGUUUGGUUUCCAUUUGUAUUUUAUUCACCUGGAGUCACGCAAACAUUUCUCAGGGGAAAGAGAAUGGAGAAAGUUGAAGAAGUCUGGCUCUGGAACGUUUGGAUUGUUCUUUGAAUUCUCCUGAAAUGAAGAAAAGUUUAUCUCUCGGCAGCUUCCGUCUGUGGUUGCCACCUGUGCGCUCUGAGCGCGCGCUGCCCGACCUUCUUCCUCACGAGGCCUUCCCGGGACUGGAAGACGUGAAUCGCGUCCUCCUGCGUCUGGAGACCACGCAGCCGCUUCCCUUCACCGUUCUUCAGAGGACGUCAGCCCGAUGGCCUUUCCCAUCAUUUCCUCUCGCUGGACAUCCUGGGACUGACGGAUGUCCUCCCUUAUUUGUGGAAGUUCUAGAUCAGAAGACUGGACUUUCCAGUAGCUCGUGCUCAAACCUGACGCUUGCGUAGACUCUGCUCUUUGAUGGAACUUUUCAGGUUUCCCCCUGAUUUUCUUCUCCCUAAAAGCUGCCUUUGCCCGGUCUCAAAGCUGGAUUUGAAGACAAACACAUCUUUCUUUUUUUCCUGAGAAGCCGGUUGUUGAUAAAAAUUAAUUUAUAUUUUAAAUAUUUAAAUAAAUUAAAUCUCUAAUUUA